AUGUUCGUGGAAGUAAUUGAGAAAGUUCACAUUGAGACACCUUUCACCGAAGCAAUUACCCAAAAACCAUCAUAUGCCAAAUUCCUAAAAUACAUCAUAACAAACAAGUGCAAGCUCAAUGAUCCCAAACCUUUAGAAUGCAAUGCAAUUGUUGAAAGCAAAUUAGCUAAGAAACAGAAAGAUCCUGGAAGUUUUUCGAUACCAUGUGUUCUAGGAAGACAUGUCAUAGAAAAAGCAUUAUUGGAUUUAGGAGCAAGCAUAAGUUUGAUGCCUUUAGCAGUUUGUGAAAGGCUGGACCUAGGAGACAUGCAACCAACUAGGAUGUCCCUUCAGCUGGAGGAUCGAUCGGUUAAGUACCCGAUAGGUGUAUUAGAAGAUAUCCCAGUUAGAAUCGAACAACUCUACAUCCCUAAUGACUUUUUCAUAAUGGAUAUUAAAGAGGACAAAGAAAUUCGUAUCCUUAUAGGCAUACCAUUCUUAUCAACUGCUGGAGCCAUGAUAGAUGUAAAAAGAGGUAAGAUGACUUUCGAAGUAGGUAACGAGAAGGUAGAGUUUAUGCUAUCCAAAUUUCUGAAAGCACCCUCCAUGGACGACUCUUGUUGUGCAAUUGAUAUAAUUGAUGAAUGA
Lathyrus oleraceus (garden pea) is the source of this 627-nucleotide messenger RNA. RefSeq lists its product as uncharacterized. Lineage: Eukaryota; Viridiplantae; Streptophyta; Magnoliopsida; Fabales; Fabaceae. Gene Ontology annotation, molecular function: aspartic-type endopeptidase activity. The record is from RefSeq and is a predicted model, not a curated record. The transcript has a single exon. The coding region runs from base 1 to 627 and encodes 208 amino acids. Gene Ontology annotation, biological process: proteolysis.